Solenopsis invicta (red fire ant) is the source of this 1714-nucleotide messenger RNA. RefSeq lists its product as uncharacterized. NCBI's taxonomy places the organism in Eukaryota, Metazoa, Arthropoda, Insecta, Hymenoptera, Formicidae. The record is from RefSeq and is a predicted model, not a curated record. The transcript has a single exon. Gene Ontology annotation, molecular function: nucleic acid binding. The coding region runs from base 26 to 754 and encodes 242 amino acids.
AUUAAAGUAUUAAAGAUAUCGUGGGAUGAUAGUUUAUAGUUUAACAAUUUUCUUGACGUUUUCAAGUAUCUUACAUAAUCGAAAUAAUUUUUUGUAUCAGGUUGACAUAAACAACGUCGCUGAGAAUAAUUUUUUAAGAAGAAUUCUGUGGACAGACGAGUGCACUUUAUGCAGUGAUGGACAAAUUAACAGACGUAAUGAACAUCAUUAUGCGGAAGAAAAUCCUCAUUGCCGAAAGGAAACGCACAUCCAAGGACAAUUCCACAUUAAUGUGUGGAUGGGAAAUUUGGAUGAUCGAGUGAUCGGGCCGCAUUUCUUUCCGGAAAAUGUGACAAUUACGGAACAAGUUUAUUCCGAUUUCCUGGAGGAAAUAUUGCCCGUUUUGUUAGGUGACGUUGCUGCUAUGCCGAAUAUAAUUUCUCAACAAGAUGGGCAUCCCGCAUACACGUCUCUUCUCGCUCGUACGGUUUUAAACCGUGAAUAUCAACUGAGAUGGAUAGGCAUUCACAGCCCAUGUCAGGAAUGGCCUCCGCGCUCUCCUGAUCUUACGCCAAUGGAUUUUUUUUUAUGGGGCUACAUGCGUGACAUCAUUUAUCAAACAUUGCCAUGCGAUAGAAAUGACUUAAUUGCAAAAAUACGAGAAGCGAGUCAGAGAAUUACACCUGAAAUGUUGAGAAACGUUCGAGGAAGCAUCAUGAGGAGAAUCGCGUUAUGUGCGGAAGAAAACGGGGGAUAUUUCGAACACCUACUGUAAAAACAAUUAUUAGAAAUUUAUGUUCAUCAAUAAAGUUUAUAAAUGUUAUAAAAUUAUUAAUCAAGUUAUUGACUAUCCCUAAUAUUAAGAAUCGCAAACACGUCUACCUAAUAUUAUUAUAAUAUUAUUAUAAAGUUAUCGAUUACCACAUUUAAUAUUUAUGUUACUGACUAUUGAUUUAUCUCAUACCUGCGCUUUCGACAAAUUUACAUCAAAAUAGGAGACAUUCACAUAUAUUACUAAACCUUGUUUAUCACAUUUAUUAUUUCAUAAAAUUUAUUUUCAUACCUUGUCACUGUGGCUUCCAUUUUAACCGAUUAAUGUUGAAGUCUAUUGAAAUAAAUGUUUCGUAAUUUUAGUACUACACACUAUUUAAAUAACUACGCAUAAAAGUAUUAAGAUAUAAUUACGAAAAACUGAAUAAUUUAUGAGAUAUCUUAUACUUUAUGUCGAAAUGUGCCAGAAUAAAGUGUAAAAUAUCUAGUAAACUAUUUAUUUUUCGACAGUUUCAGCUUACAAUACUUAUACAAAAUAAGAAAUAUAUAUUAUGUGUAAAUAUAACAUAAUUCUCUUGAAAAAUGCCGAUAACCUCUAUAUAAUGUUAAAAACUUUAGUUUUGUCAAAAAUUAAUUUUACCAUUAUUUAUCCCUCUCCAAACCAUACAACUUUUAUCUAAAACAUUUUUCUUGAUAAUACUUUAUUUUCGAAAUAUUUGACCGUUCCGGAAUUUUGCCACGCGCUAUAUGAAGAAUUGUAUAAUGUUUAUAUUGAUUUAUUACAUUGAAUAUCAAUUUAAUAAUAAAUUAUUAAUAUAUCAAAAUAAAUAUUGUAGAGGGAAGAUUUGUUAGUGAUCAUUUCCGAAAAAGAGUGAUGGGAGUGAUAUUGCCGACAUGCCCUGCAAGCGUACGCAGUUGUGAACCACCAUGCGCGCCUGUACGAGUAGGCAACCAGUUAGACCGA